AUGCCAUACAAGAAUCUCGGUCCGAUCUCUAAUCACUCACAAUACUCGAGGGAAAAGGAUUAUUGCCAAAAAAUUAAACUUUUAAAGGAAUUCCCCGAUAAAUUAUUCGCCUACAAUUGCUCUCCCUCAUUUAACUGGAGACAGCAUUUGAGACCUUCGGACAUGGAAAAAUUCCAACGUGAACUUGGAGCUAUGGGAUUUAAAUAUCAAUUUAUAACUCUUGCUGGCUUCCACACCAACAAUUUUAGCGUUUUCGAUUUGGCUAGAAAUUAUAAAGAACGCGGUAUGGCUGCAUAUUCGGAAUUACAGGAAAAAGAAUUUGCUGCAGAAAAAUUCGGUUACACGGCGGUUAAACAUCAACGAGAAGUAGGCACAGGAUAUUUUGAUUAUGUUGCUCAAGCUGCUGCAGGAGGUAUUUCUUCGACGACUGCACUUAAGGGGAGCACUGAGGAGGCUCAAUUUCAUACGGCUACUGCUUCUGCCGAUGAGGAUGAAAUUGUGACGAUCACCGCCCCUGAAAAUGCUGGAGACGAGACUAUACUCACUCCCGAUGCCCUCCGUUUCCUUCGCGAACUUCACCAAAAAUUCGAGCCUCGACGCCAUUCUCUCCUAGCUCAACGCAAAAUUCUUCAAUACAGACUCGAUCAAGGAGAUUAUUUCCCCGAUUUCGAUUCAACUACAAAAAAUAUUCGUGACGAUUUGGGGUGGAGUGGUGCUGAAAUUCCGGAGGAUUUGCUUGAUCGUCGUGUAGAAAUUACAGGGCCAACAGACAGAAAAAUGGUUAUCAAUGCUUUGAAUUCUGGAGCUAAAGUAUUUAUGGCUGAUUUUGAAGAUGCAAAUUCACCAACUUGGAGGAACCAAAUUGAAGGACAAAUUAAUUUACACGAAGCAAUCCGUGGCCGAAUCCAUUAUGUUAACCCUAUCACCAAACAAGAAUACUCCCUCAAGAAAAAUACAGCAGUUUUGAAAGUUCGCCCUCGUGGUUGGCACCUUCCGGAAAAACAUGUUCUUAUUAAUGACAAGCCAAUGUCUGCCUCUCUUUUCGACUUUGGUCUUUAUCUUUUCCAUAAUGCAAAAGCUUUGCAAGAGAAGGGAAGCGGCCCGUAUUUUUAUUUGCCUAAACUCCAGAAUGCACAAGAAGCCCAACUUUGGGCCGAUGUUUUUGCCUUUUCUGAGGAAAGACUGGGAUUGCCUAAAUCUACAAUUAAGUGCACUAUGGACGAAAUUGUUCAUGCUUUGAAAGAUUAUGUUGUUGGUAUUAAUUGUGGCCGUUGGGAUUAUAUCUUCUCAUAUAUUAAAGUUUUUCGAAAUCAUCGAAAAUUUUUAUUGCCAGAUCGUUUCUUAGUUGGAAUGACUUCCGAUUUUCUCCGUGCUUAUUCCCUCCUUUCAAUUAAAGUUGCCCAUCAAAGAAAAAUUUUUGCAAUGGGAGGAAUGGCCGCGCAAAUUCCUAUUAAACAUGACCAGACAGCUAAUGAGGAAGCAUUAAAAGCUGUUAGAAAGGACAAAGAAAGGGAGGCUUCUGAUGGACAUGACGGUACCUGGGUCGCUCAUCCCGGACUUGUGCCUGUAGCCCAAGCUGUAUUUGAUGCCCACAUGAAGGAUGGACAUAAUCAAAUACUUAAACAACUUCCCGAUUUUUUCACUGACAAUCAACGAUUGACUUCGCCUCCGGAAGGAGUAAGAACUGAAGCUGGAUUCCGACGAAAUAUUUCUAUUACUUUGGGCUAUUUGGAUAGCUGGCUACGUGGUACAGGCUGUGUUCCAUUAUACAAUUUAAUGGAGGAUGCAGCUACAGCUGAAAUUAGUCGUGCACAGCUUUGGCAAUGGCUUCGUCAUGAAGCGCGUUUGGAAGAUGGCCGUACUGUUGAUCCUCAACUUGUUAAAAUGACCAUAGCAUCGGAGACUGAGCGUCGUUUAGUACGUGCCGGUUCUGUUGUAAAUAGAAUUCCUGAGGCCUCUGAACUUUUGGAAAAAUUUGUUUUGGAGCCUGAAUUGAGCGAUUUUCUUACUUUGGAUGCUUAUGAUAAGCUUGUCUCGGAGGGAAAAUAA
Molecule: messenger RNA, 2049 nt
Organism: Meloidogyne enterolobii
Lineage: Eukaryota; Metazoa; Nematoda; Chromadorea; Rhabditida; Meloidogynidae
Source: the annotation of a GenBank genome assembly